Messenger RNA from Rhagoletis zephyria (snowberry fruit fly), 354 nucleotides. The record is from RefSeq and is a predicted model, not a curated record. Lineage: Eukaryota; Metazoa; Arthropoda; Insecta; Diptera; Tephritidae.
AUGAAGUUCCACUACAAGGAAGAGCACCCAUUUGAGCAGCGAAAGGAGGAGGGCGAGAAGAUUCGCAAGAAGUACCCUAGCCGUGUUCCAGUGAUUGUGGAGAAGGCGCCCGAUGCACGCAUCGGCGACCUGGACAAGAAAAAGUACCUGGUCCCCUCAGACCUGACCGUCGGCCAGUUCUACUUCCUCAUUCGAAAGCGAAUCCAGCUGCGACCUGAAGACGCACUCUUCUUCUUCGUCAACAACGUCAUUCCCCCGACCUCGGCGACCAUCGGCUCCCUGUACCAGAAGCACCGGGAAGAGGACUUUUUCCUCUACAUCGCCUACAGCGACGAGAGCGUCUACGGAAUGUGA